AUGGUCCCUGUGUGUGAAAGUCGCUCAGUCAUGUCUGACUCUGCAAUCCCAUGGACUAGCCUGCCAGGCUUCUCUGUCCAUGGAAGUCUCCAGGCAAGUAUCCUGGAGUGGGUUGCCGUGCCCGUCUCAGGGGAUCUUCCUGAUCCAGGGAUCGAACCUGGGUCUCCUGCACGGCAGGCAGAUUCUUUACCAUCUGAGCCACCGGGGAAGAUGAUCCUUAAUCCUUUCUAUCCCAGUAUUCGCAUAGCAGAUCUCUGGAGGUCUCUGAUUGGUCCUGCUCGGGUCACACGACCAGCCUCAGUUUAG
Rangifer tarandus platyrhynchus (Svalbard reindeer) is the source of this 306-nucleotide messenger RNA. NCBI's taxonomy places the organism in Eukaryota, Metazoa, Chordata, Mammalia, Artiodactyla, Cervidae. The record is from the annotation of a GenBank genome assembly.